AUGUUAAGGCUCUGCGCGAUAACGCUCUUAUACUAUUACUUCAUACCAAGUUAUGUCAUGGCCACCCCCGUUCGUGAUCUUGCUCCCCUCGCAACAUCAGGGAUAGCACCUUCUCCCCUACAUGGGACGACCCCAGAGAACUCGUAUUUACACCUCCAACUGCACGCCGGACAAGCACCGGAUGGUAAUCCUUAUGCGUAUCUGACCAAAUACGAUCCUCUCAAAUAUUCAAACGAAAACAAGGAACCGUACCCCGCCCCCAGCCCGAUCGAGUCGGGAACGGAAAAAAUGGGAAGACACUUCGAAGAUAGGAUGAUGGCUGUACCCAAAACACAGAAAAUGAAAGCACGAGCAGACAUCAAAAAAACUGAAAAAGAGGAGGAGCUCAUCAACUACAUUCUGAAUGAUCUAGAACCGGGGGGAGCUUACGUGAUUAUAGUCAACCCGAAUGGUGAAAAUAUCAUCAUCAAGAUGCCGAUAGCUUACUGUGAUCAUCAAUACGAUUGCGGAAGGGUCGAGGUCUAUCGCAUGGAUGGUACUCUGUUGGAAAGAACGGGGUGCUGUCAUGUAAACUGUCCGUGCAUAGCAAGAGACGUCUGUUUAAUUGUCGGGGAUUUUUUGCUCGCCCUUCUCGAAGCUUGUCUCGACAGCAGAACCAACCGCCGGGCCCUCGCAACUGGACCUCCUCACAAUAUCACUCCUCACAAUAUGAAAGAGGUUGUUGGACAAUGGCUGGCGAUCCGGGGUAAACCCAGCAGAAUUUCACAAAAAGAAAAUGCUGAGUUGUAUAAGCAGUACGUCAAUGAGAUGGCCCCCAACUUGCAAGCGGAUGUAAAAUCAAGGGCCUCGGCAUCGGCACCUGCCCCCAGCCCCCAAUCUUGGUCGUCGUAUUAA
Molecule: messenger RNA, 894 nt
Organism: Puccinia triticina
Lineage: Eukaryota; Fungi; Basidiomycota; Pucciniomycetes; Pucciniales; Pucciniaceae
Exons: 1
Coding region: 1-894 (297 amino acids)
Source: RefSeq, a predicted model, not a curated record